This is a messenger RNA of Protobothrops mucrosquamatus (brown spotted pit viper), 939 nucleotides long. Its product is annotated as immunoglobulin mu heavy chain-like. Gene Ontology annotation, molecular function: immunoglobulin receptor binding; antigen binding. The transcript is spliced from 6 exons. Gene Ontology annotation, cellular component: immunoglobulin complex, circulating; blood microparticle; external side of plasma membrane. Bases 46 to 939 code for a protein of 297 amino acids. Gene Ontology annotation, biological process: innate immune response; complement activation, classical pathway; positive regulation of B cell activation. NCBI's taxonomy places the organism in Eukaryota, Metazoa, Chordata, Lepidosauria, Squamata, Viperidae. The record is from RefSeq and is a predicted model, not a curated record.
AAAAGUGUCAUUGUUCUAAAGGAAAAGAGUUUUCCUUACUGCACAAUGGAUCUUGCCAUUCUUUGUCUUCUUUGCUUAGUAGCAGCUCCUGUGUAUGUCCACUCCACCAUCCUACUUGUGGAAUCUGGACCAGGAACAGUGAGCCCUGGAGGAUCCUUCAGAUUAACUUGCAAAGUGACUGGUGACUCUGUCAAGAAAGUAUACUGGGAGUGGGUCCGCCAGGCUCCAGGAAAAGGACUGGAAUGGGUGGGCCAGAUAGACUGGGCUAGCGAUAACUGGAGGAUAUACUAUGCCUCAUCCCUCCAAAGCCGAACAACCUUGUCUGCCGAUGACUCCCGCAAUGAAUAUUAUUUGACAAUGAGCUCCCUGACAGCUGCAGACUCAGCCACAUAUUACUGUGCAAGAAAUCCACAGUUUGUUUUUUUCAAGACCUGGCUGCAAUAUAACCAUGAUAGAGAAGGAUUAAGAGAUGCAGUCCUCUCAAAAAUGGAACUCUGGCUAAACCUCCUGUCCUUCUUAGUUCUCCUCAGAGGUGGCCAAUCUGAGGUCCAGUUGGUGGAAUCUGGAGGGGAUGUGAGAAGACCUGGAGAGUCCCUCCAUCUCUCCUGCCAAGCCUCUGGAUUCACCUUCAGCAGCUACUAUAUGAGCUGGGUGAGACAGGCUCCAGGGAAAGGACUGGAAUGGGUAGCAUUCAUAAACACCGGUUCCGGUACUUCCUACCCAGACAAAGUGAAGGGACGGUUCACCAUCUCCAGGGACAAUGCCAAAAGCCAGCUGUAUCUGCAGAUGAACAGCCUCAAAGCUGAAGACACAGCUGUCUAUUACUGUGCUAGAGACACAGUGAGAGGAAUUAUAUGUGAAGCCAAGCAAAAACUGCCAAUUUCACACAGCAGCUCUAUAGCACUCUCAUCAGGGAUGAACUACACAUUACAUCUGUGA